GGUGGAGAGGGGCAGACGUGGCAUUUGGGUUCUAGCUGGUUGUCUCCAAAUUUCACUCUGGGUAGAGGCUGCCCUGGAAAACCCUCUGCUGCAACUCCGGUCCCCAGAGUCGGUUCAUGUUGACUGUUCAGAGUCCAUGAACUAAGCUCGGCCAGGACUGAGCAUCCAGCCCCUGCCUCGGCUCAUCGGCAUCUUUUCUCUCCAAGCAGAAUAACCCACCAUGGCCUACCACAGCUUCCUGAUUGAACCCAUCAGCUGUCACGCCUGGAACAAGGACAGAACCCAGAUCGCCAUCUGUCCAAACAACCAUGAGGUCCACAUUUAUAAGAAGGAUGGAACCAAGUGGACUAAAGUGCAUGAACUGAAGGAGCACAAUGGACAGGUGACAGGUAUUGAUUGGGCUCCUGAGAGCAACCGCAUUGUCACGUGUGGCACGGACCGCAAUGCUUACGUGUGGACUCUGAAAGGGAACGUCUGGAAGCCCACCCUGGUCAUCCUGAGGAUCAACCGGGCCGCCCGCUGCGUCAGGUGGUCCCCCAAGGAGAACAAGUUUGCGGUGGGCAGUGGUUCCCGCGUCAUCUCCAUCUGCUACUUCGAACAGGAGAAUGACUGGUGGGUCUGUAAGCACAUCAAGAAGCCCAUCCGAUCGACUGUCCUCAGCCUGGACUGGCACCCCAACAAUGUGCUGCUGGCUGCUGGCUCCUGUGACUUCAAGUGCCGAAUCUUCUCAGCCUAUAUCAAGGAGGUGGAAGAGAGACCCUCACCCACCCCAUGGGGCUCCAAAAUGCCCUUUGGAGAGCUGAUGUUUGAGUCCAGCAGCAGCUGCGGCUGGGUUCACAGCGUCUGCCUCUCCGACAGCGGGAACCGCAUGGCCUGGGUGAGCCACGACAGCACCGUGUGCCUGGCUGAUGCCAACAAGAAGAUGGCUGUGGCCUCCCUGGCCUCGGAGACCCUGCCUCUCCUGGCACUCACCUUCAUCACUGAAAACAGCCUUGUGGCAGCGGGACAUGACUGCUUCCCCAUGCUCUUUACCUAUGAGGGGGGAUCCGGGGUGCUGAGCUUCGGAGGGCGGCUCGAUGUGCCCAAGCAGAAUUCUCAGCGCGGCAUGACUGCCCGGGAACGCUUCCAGAGCCUGGACAAGCGGGCCAGUUCUGAUACUUCUGCCGGCCUGGACACGCUGCACAAGAACAGUGUCAGUCAGAUCUCUGUACUCAGUGGGGGGAAAGCCAAAUGCUCCCAGUUCUGCACCACCGGCAUGGAUGGAGGGAUGAGCAUCUGGGAUGUGAAGAGCUUGGAGUCAGCCCUGAAAGAUCUCAAGAUCAAAUGAGCCAGAUCCUGACAGGAAGGUGGUUUUCCCACCUUUCCCAGGAGCAGGAGGGCCCUAGGCUGCCAGGCAUGCUCAAGGAUGCCAGCUUUGCUUCUCCUUUCCUUUUGCAAACCUGACUUCAUCACAGCCCAGACUGACUGGGCAACCCCACCCUUACCUCUGCAGAGGUCCCUGGGGAGAGUCAGGGGUACUUUCUUCUUAAAUGUCCAGGGAAAAUACCCUCGACAUAAAUGCUUUCUUUUAUAUGUAUAUUUAAAACAGAACUAUGCUGGUCAUAAGCUGCUUCAAGACGAGAGAAUAAAAAUGGAAACUGAG
This is a messenger RNA of Vombatus ursinus (common wombat), 1642 nucleotides long. RefSeq names its product actin related protein 2/3 complex subunit 1B (gene ARPC1B). Gene Ontology annotation, biological process: Arp2/3 complex-mediated actin nucleation. The coding region runs from base 221 to 1327 and encodes 368 amino acids. NCBI's taxonomy places the organism in Eukaryota, Metazoa, Chordata, Mammalia, Diprotodontia, Vombatidae. The transcript is spliced from 11 exons. Gene Ontology annotation, molecular function: actin filament binding. Gene Ontology annotation, cellular component: actin cytoskeleton; Arp2/3 protein complex. The record is from RefSeq and is a predicted model, not a curated record.